GAGCCAGCAAGCAGCCGUCACUCUCGGACUCUCCUCCUUGCUCUGCCCCCGAGCCGAGCCGAGGUCCCCCAUUCCUCUGCUUCCAAAGCAAACCUACAGGCUACACCCAGCCCAUCCCUUCUCCUCCAGUCCACAAAUUCGAGGUGGUACCACUCGCGGGAGGGGGCAGGUACACGCUGCUGGCUGCUGCGCCUGCGCUGCGACCCGCCGCGGGCAGGUGCGCAUGGCGUUCCACUACCAGGACCACGGCGCCGCCGCCGCCGCCGCGCUGGCCAUGGACGCCGCUGCGGCGGGGGUGAACCCUAACAGCGGCAGCAGCUUCGGCACGCCCGGAGGCGGUGGCGUGGGAGGCGUGGGGUGGGAGAGGGAGAAGGCGGCGGUGGAGGCGCACCCGCUGUACGAGCGCCUGCUGGAGGCGCACGUGGCGUGCCUCCGCGUCGCCACCCCCGUCGACCAGCUCCCACGCAUCGACGCGCAGAUCGCCGCGCGGCCACCGCCCGCGCCCGUGCCGCCCGCCGCUGCGCACUCCGGCGGCGAGGAGCUCGACCUCUUCAUGACACAUUACGUGCUGCUCCUUUGUUCCUUCAAGGAACAACUCCAGCAGCAUGUGCGUGUUCACGCCAUGGAAGCGGUGAUGGCCUGCUGGGAGCUUGAGCAAACUUUACAGAGUCUUACAGGGGCUUCUCCUGGUGAAGGCACCGGGGCAACUAUGUCUGAUGACGAAGACAAUCCGAUCGACACUGAGAGCAACAUGUUUGAUGGAAAUGACGGGUCAGAUGGUAUGGGCUUUGGCCCCCUGAUGCUAACCGAGGGUGAGAGAUCCUUAGUUGAGCGUGUAAGGCAAGAACUGAAGCAUGAGCUUAAACAGGGGUACAGAGAAAAGCUUAUCGAUAUUAGGGAAGAGAUACUUCGGAAGCGAAGAGCUGGGAAACUCCCAGGAGACACAGCAUCUACUCUGAAAGCUUGGUGGCAGGCCCAUGCAAAAUGGCCAUACCCAACUGAGGAGGACAAGGCUCGUCUGGUGCAGGAAACAGGGUUGCAACUAAAGCAGAUCAAUAAUUGGUUCAUCAACCAACGUAAACGGAACUGGCACAGCAACCCUACCUCGUCGUCAUCAGACAAAAGCAAGAGAAAAAGGAGCAAUGCAGGUGAUGGCAACACCGAGCAAUCCUGGUAGGACGCGGUUGGAGGAUGCAUAUGUAAUGUAAAUAACGCUUCCAUUGGGGAAAAUGGCUUGAUCUAUAUUUAUUGCUCCCUGAGUCGACCAUUCCGACAGGAGUUUCCUGGACCAAAUAUCUGCACCACCACCCCCCUGCAGAAAACAAAACAAAACAAGAUUAACCAUGUGAUAUAGCGGGCUUACCAGAAAGUAGCUUUCGCGUUUCGGUACUGUCUAUUUUGUGGGGUUUUGUAGCUGUUAAGGGAUGGUGCUGCCUUGUGUUGGUAACCCAGCAAUUCGGGUGUGUACAUUGCUGUCGUAAUUUGCUUGUAAAGUAUUGUGUUGUAUUCUGUGGUCAUGCGUGCCUUGGUGGUGUUGUAUAUUUGCAUUCGUGAACAUUGAUCAUGAUGCUUCGUAGGCUCAGUUGAUGCCAUUGUUGUUGUUGACGUUAUUGUUGCUAGUUUCCUACCU
Molecule: messenger RNA, 1630 nt
Organism: Brachypodium distachyon (stiff brome)
Lineage: Eukaryota; Viridiplantae; Streptophyta; Magnoliopsida; Poales; Poaceae
Product: homeobox protein knotted-1-like 11
Exons: 6
Coding region: 224-1177 (317 amino acids)
Biological process (GO): regulation of DNA-templated transcription
Cellular component (GO): nucleus
Molecular function (GO): DNA binding
Source: RefSeq, a predicted model, not a curated record